Messenger RNA from Musa acuminata subsp. malaccensis (wild Malaysian banana), 307 nucleotides. NCBI's taxonomy places the organism in Eukaryota, Viridiplantae, Streptophyta, Magnoliopsida, Zingiberales, Musaceae. The record is from RefSeq and is a predicted model, not a curated record.
UCAGGUAAGGAUGACGGAGGCGGUGGUGUAGAAGAAGCCGGGGAUGACGAGCGUGAGGGAGAUGCCGCUCCUCCAGGAUGGACCGCCGCCGGGCGGAUUCCCGCCCGUGAGGUGCGCCCGGCGCAUCCCCAUCAAGGGCUCCAACGCUGCCGCCAUCUUCCUCGUCGCCUUCUCUUGCGGAAUGUACCAGGUCGACCAGGGUAAUCGCAUCCGCCGAGCCAUACUACCAAUGCUUCAAGCUGAGAAGAUGAAAGGUAAAUUAAUACAUCAAGUUUACAAGCUCGACACUACCCGUGAAGGAGUGGAA